UCGCUGCCAUUGUCGUUGCUCAACGCGAAGUGAAUAAGUGGUGAAUUAAAUGUUUAUAAAUAGUGAGUGUGAGUGAGUUAUGCAGAACAUGUUCUGUUGUCAAUAUCUGCUCAUAAUUAUGACAAUUGUGGGCUCAUACAAUGCUCAGAUCAUACCACUGUCGAGCUAUUGCCAUCAAGUGAAUGAUUCGUGCAGUUGCGAACCACAGUCGAAUCUAGUGCGCGUCCACUGUCCCAAUGAAUACGCAAUGAUAAUGCAGAUCACGGACAAUGGUACAAACAUUGCCAUGAGCUAUUUCUCCACCGGUGGUGUCCAUUGGCUGCCCCGAUUCGAUAUCCACCAAGUGGCCAUGUUUGAGUUUGACGCUUAUAACUAUUGGUCGGAGACGUUUUUCAGGGAUUUGCUAAAUUCUCUUGGUGUGCAGGAGGUCCUCAAUGUUCAGUUUCGCGAUCGCAGCCUCGAGACAGAGGUUAGUGUCCAGGAGGAGUUCGAUGAUCUAGAUGGACAGAGUGUUGCAAACAAUAUCAGCACCUGGUUAUUUAGUCCUGUGCCUGCAUUAGAGUAUUUCAGGUACGAGAGCUAUCAACAGGUACUGCCGGAGACCAUAUUCCAAGCCUUUGAUAGCUUAAAGACACUGGAACUUAAAUUGGCUAUACGCAAGUUGCCCACUAAACUUUUCUCCUCCGUCUCGGGAAGUCUGCAAUCGUUGUCUAUUUCAAACCCGCACAUGUUUCACUUUCGACCGGAGCUGCUCCAAGAACUGCAACAGCUGCGCAACCUCAGCCUGAAGUUAUCUCAGCCUUCCGGAGAGAAGCCAGACAAACUGAGGAAUCACGUGUUCACCUCCAUGCCUUACCUGGAAGAGUUGCGUUUAACGCGUGCCAAUAGCCGGGUAGAUGCCAAAAUGUUUAAGGGCAGCUACAGAUUGCGAUUCAUUCGACUCAAUAAAAAUCCUCAGCUAAGCGAACUUCCCAGUGAACUAUUCCUCGAUCAGGGCAAUCUUACGCUAUUGGAUAUAUCCUGCAAUUCACUAUCCAAGCUUCCUGUGGAUCUCUUCAAUAGUCUCAGCAAACUUCGACUUCUCGAUCUGUCCAGCAACAGGUUGACCAGCUUACCAAGUGAGCUGUUUAAGCCGUUGACGUCGCUCGAGAAAUUGUUGCUUAAUCAAAAUUCGCUGACUUCCCUGAAUCCAACGACAUUUGAAGAUGUGCGAAGUCUCAACUUUAUCGAUAUGCGGGGAACCCAAUUCUACGGAGUCAAGUUGCGGAUGCCUUUUGAGGCACUGGUCUGCACCAAUGAGGACACCUGUCAGUACAAGUCGGAUCACUGGGAAUGUGAUCCCCACUGCAUCUGCUGGGUGCACCGACAGACGUGGCAGCUCUAUGUGGAUUGUCGUGGCGCUGCUCUGGAAAGUCUGCCGCCAUUGCCAAGAACAAAAUUGGUUCAAACAGUGCUCAAGCUGAAAAACAACAGCAUCAGUGAGCUGCCAGAUGCUGGCCAAGUUAUUGGAUUUGCCAAUGUAAGUCUCCUGAAUUUGGCGGACAAUCAGCUGAGUAGCUUGGAUGCAGCUCGACAGCUGCCUGAAAAUCUCCACCUGUUGGACGUGCGUCGUAAUCAGAUCAGCGUGUUUGAUCAGAGCUUUAUAAAUUACCUGCAACUCGAGAAUAAUACGAUGAAUGUGAUGUUGGCAGGCAAUCCAAUGUCUUGCGAUUGUAAUGCGUUGCCUCUGCUGGGAUUUGUGAGAGCUCAGCCACAGCGUGUGCCGGACGUUGGAGACAUUUACUGUUCCAGUUGGCCGAAUAGGCCGUUUCAGCAACUGGAGGUCUGGGAAUUGUGCCCUUCCUAUGUCCUGCUAAUCGGUUGCAUUCUGGGUUGUCUGGUCAUUGUGGCGUGUCUGAUUAGUGUGGUGUUUUUGAUCUAUCAGCAGGAGCUUAAGAUAUGGCUCUACAAUCACAAUCUAUGUUUGUGGUGGGUGUCCGAAGAGGAGCUGGACAAGGACAAGACCUAUGAUGCCUUCAUAUCCUAUUCGCACAAGGACGAACUGCUGAUAGCUGAACUGCUGCCCAAACUGGAGAACGGACUUCACGCAUUUCGCGUCUGUCUCCAUGGACGCGAUUGGCUCGUCGGCGAUUGCAUUCCCGAGCAGAUUGUGCGCACCGUGAAUGACUCUAAGCGGGUCAUCAUUGUCCUGUCGCAGCACUUCAUCGACUCGGUCUGGGCACGCAUGGAGUUCCGGAUUGCAUACCAGGCGACGCUGCAGGACAAACGCAAGCGCAUCAUCAUCAUUCUCUACAAGGAACUCGAGCACUUCGAGGGCAUCGACAGUGAACUGCGAGCCUAUCUCAAGCUCAACACCUAUCUCAAGUGGGGGGAUCCACUCUUCUGGAGCAAGCUGCACUAUGCCAUGCCCCACAAUCGUCGGGUGCUCAAGGGGCAGAAGAAGCAUGCAGGUCCACUCAUCUAAUACACAACUGCCCUUCGAUUCUACUCUUAGUUUCUAGCAUUGUUAAAGGGAGGAAGAGGUGAUUUUAUAUCAAAGCUGAUA
Molecule: messenger RNA, 2545 nt
Organism: Drosophila innubila
Lineage: Eukaryota; Metazoa; Arthropoda; Insecta; Diptera; Drosophilidae
Product: protein toll
Exons: 2
Coding region: 80-2464 (794 amino acids)
Biological process (GO): toll-like receptor signaling pathway; innate immune response
Cellular component (GO): membrane
Molecular function (GO): transmembrane signaling receptor activity; protein binding
Source: RefSeq, a predicted model, not a curated record